Molecule: messenger RNA, 2142 nt
Organism: Theobroma umbraticum
Lineage: Eukaryota; Viridiplantae; Streptophyta; Magnoliopsida; Malvales; Malvaceae
Source: RefSeq, a predicted model, not a curated record
AUGAUUAAGAUAAAGAACACUAAUUUUUAUGAGACAACUGAAGGAGUGGAGUUCAAAUGGGCUGCUCAUGGUGACAGGUGUGAACUUGGAUGUGGAAUUCUCUCUCUUCCUGUAAUAGAGCCCCAGAGCAGUUAUGAUAUAGAAUGGAAGUCUGGUCCGUGGUAUCCUCUAUGGGCUUCCUCUGAUGCUGAAGAAAUAUUUUUAACAAUCACUGCUAAGCUUUUGCACUCCAAACGUUGGGUUGAAGCUGGUCAUGUUGUUUCAUCUAUACAAGUCCAGUUGCCGGCGAAAAGAGAUAUUGUACCUCAUUUCAAGUCUUUCAGAGUUACCUCUGCUCCAUUUCACACACAAUUUCUGUCUGUUUUUCCAAAGUCAGAAGCCAUGUCUGUUAUCGGAGAAGCUGCUCUUGCUGCGUUCUUUGAUGCGCUGUUCAGUAAGUUAGCUGAAUUGCUCGAUGUUGUAACCGAGAAGCAAGUUCGCGAGGAGCUCCACAAGUGGGAAAGGAUAUUGGCCAGUAUUCAAGCAGUGCUAGAUGAUGCCGAGGAGAAGCACGUGAAGAAUCGGCAUGUGAAGAGAUGGCCUAAAAGAGCAAUAGAAAGGCCUCCAACCACUUCCUUGGUGACUGAAACUGAAGUCUACGGCCGGGCAAAUGACAAAGACGCAAUCUUUGAAUUGAUUUCCAACAGGAAUGUUGCUGAAAUCUGUGUGAUUCCCAUCGUUGGCAUGGGAGGGAUUGGCAAGACAACUCUUGCUAAGCUUGUCUACAAUGAUACUCGCGUAAAUAAUUAUUUUGAUCUCAAAGCGUGGGUAUGCAUUUCUGAAAUUUUUGAUAUCAUGGAUAUAACAAAAUCAAUUUUGCGAGAAGUUGGUUCUGAACAUAAUAUUGAUCAAUAUUCUUUGAACAAGCUUCAAACAGAAUUGAAGGAGAAGCUGUCUGGAAAAAAACUACUUCUCAUUUUGGAUGAUCUUUGGCAUCAAAACCCUAAUGAUUGGGCUGAUCUACUAGCCCCUUUUGGAGAAGGAACUACAAUUAUUGUGACAACCCGUGAUCAAAGUGUUUCAUCAAUGACGAGAACUGUCCGAGCUGAUCACACGCUGCAAAAGUUGUCAGAUGAAGAUUGCCUUUCUGUAUUAACUCACCGUGCAUUAGGAGCAAAAGAUUUCACUAGGCAUCCGAAUUUAGAAGAAAUUGGUCGAAAGAUUGUGAAGAAGUGCAACGGCUUGCCUUUGGCAGUUAAGACCAUUGGAGGCCUUUUGCGCAAUAAGGUGGACCUUGAUGCAUGGAAAGAUAUACAAGAAAGUGAGACUUGGAAUUUACCAGAAGAGAGGAGUAACAUAAUUCCAGCUUUACGAAUAAGCUAUCAUCAUCUUCCUCCAUGUCUAAAGCGAUGUUUUGCUUAUUGUGCCAUACUCCCCAAAGACUAUGAAUUUACUGAAAUGGAAAUAGUCUGGCUAUGGAUGGCUGAAGGCUUUCUACAAGUGGAAGCUGUGAAGCAAAAUGAAGAUUUGGGUAAGGAGAUUUUUCAAGAACUCGUGUCGAGGUCAUUUUUUGAAAUAUCCAGUCAUGACAAGUCUCGAUAUGUAAUGCAUGAUCUGAUUAAUGAUUUGGCUCAAUCAAUCACCAAAGAAAUAUGCUUCAGAGUGGAAGGUGACAAGAUAUUGAACAUUUCCAAACAUGCUCGCCACUCAUCUUACAUUGGAGGUUGGAGAGAUGGAAUUAAAAAAUUCCAAGUCUUUUAUGGAACGGAGCAUUUAAGAACCUUCCUACCGUUGAAGCUGCCAAACAAAGGGGGUUGCUAUAUAUCGAAUCAAGUUUUGAGUGAUUUGUUGCCAAAAUUGAAAUGCUUAAGGGUGCUUUCUUUAGAAGGGUAUCACUUGACUGAGUUACCUGAUGUUUUUGGAGAUUUGAUACAUCUGCGUUAUCUCAAUUUUUCUUACACUCGAAUCAAAACCCUACCCGAUUCAAUAUGCAAGCUUUGUAAUUUAGAGACCUUGAUUUUGCGGAUGUGUCAUAAUCUCGAGGAGUUUCCUUCAAGAAUGAGAGAUUUAAUUAACCUAAGGCAUCUUGAUUUUACUGGUUUGGAAGUUGCAGAGGCUUGUGCCAGCAAUAGGAGCAAACAAACUGGUUUGGAAAGACGCUAA